ACAUUUAUACAGUAUGGUCAAUCAACUUAAAGCUGAUAAAACUAUGUGUAUACACAAACACACACAUACACACUAAAAACAUGAGCAGUUAUUUCAAUAGCUAGUCCUGAAUAUUAAAAACAUACAAUAUCUGUAUCAAAACCUUCUGAAUUUACUUAUAAAUUAGCAACGAUUAUAGAGCAGUGGUUAAUCCUGGAGUGCCAGUAUUUAGAAUGUUUUAGUUUUAACUCUGCUUCAGCACACCUGAUUUCAGUCAGCAUGUGAUUAACAUGCUUCCACAGAGCCCGAUGGGCUGCUUCACAGGCGGUUCAACCACUGAAAUGCAUUAGUUGGAACGGAGAAACCACUAAAACGAGAGCGCAACAAAAUUGACGUGUUGCAGGUAAAGUCACCGAAUGUCACUUGGAUAAAACGUAGCGCUUUGUGUUGUCACCCAGAGACUGGACUAUAACGACACCCUUCUUUCACUUUUAUUUUACAAAAUAUAAACAAAAUUCUACGUCAACUGGAAUCCAGGCGCAGUGGAGUGAAUCUGCGUCUUCCUACUCAGCGCGCGCUCCUGAUUCAGGGUCACAUUCUGUCGGGGAUACUCACAUCGGUACAUGUGUCGAGGCAAACCUGAUAUGCAAAAUAUUAAAAUCAAAUUUGGUCCCACGGUCGUUUUUCCAUUCCAUAUUUUUGACUAAAACAGAAAAUAUGAAAAACAUAACUUUUUUUUAUCCGUUUAUAUAACAUCUAUUUUUCAAAAUUCCGUUUUUCCUUUUUAUUUUUUUAUCGAAAUCUGAAAGAACGAAGAUACACGGAUUCUGAAUGUCUGCAAGUCUAUACUCAUACAUUUUUGUUUGUUUUUCUGUGGUUUGAUGUACAGCAUAACCUAAUCAAUAUUGUCUUUGUGUCACAACUAUAUAUCGGCCUACAUUAAGGGGUUUAAGACACAUAUAAAACAGUAUGUGUAAAUGCGAUUGUAUGCAAAAUCCACCCAUAAAUUUUAUUAACUAACACGAGUUUGACAACUGGACUCGCGGGAAAUUAUUCUUGAUUUGGACAAAUUAUAAACACACCCCAGACCAUGAUGAAAAUAAUUAAUGUUUCAGCUAACUUACAUUGAAACUACAAUUAAAAUGGAAAUGUUCCCCAAACGUUUUUACUUUUUUUAUUUUAUGUCCAAGGUUGUUGUGAUUGUGGAACACAGCUCAAGGUGUCGCUAUCUACCAGUCUAAAAUAUAUUUUAUUCCCAUUUCUUUGUUGACGCACCCAUCGGCUUUUCUAGAGAAAAGCAGAUGCGAUGAAGUGACCUCCCGUCGUGUUGUGUGUGUUAUUCUCGGGAUUUUAUGUGGUUCUACUUCUAACUCAUAUAUUCACUAGAAUUUCAACAUGGAUGUUAAAAUGAAUGCGUUAUUCUUCUGGAGCUGCUUUUCCGCCGUUCUGUUCCUUAACGCGCACGGAGACGCGAGCUAUUCUUUCCCGGAGGAGAUGAAACGAGGAUCAGUCAUUGGGAAUGUCGCCAAGGAUCUCGGGCUGCAGACGGGAGCGCUCACUAACAGGAGACCCCGCAUUGACACCGACGGGCCUGAAAAACGUUACUGCGACGUAAACCUGAAUAACGGAGAGCUGAUUGUGGCCGACAGGAUUGACCGCGAGGGCCUUUGUGGUGAGAAGGCUUCGUGCAUCCUGAAACAGGAGCUCGUGCUGGAAAACCCUCUAGAGCUCCAUCGGGUCAGCCUUCAUAUUCAGGAUAUUAAUGAUAACGCGCCACAGUUUAAGGAGAAGAUGAUCAGUUUAGAAAUUCAAGAAUCUGCAGACAGAGGAGCUCGUUUUGUGCUGGAGGAGGCGCAUGAUGCAGAUGUAGGACAGAAUGCAGUUCAGCAGUACAGCCUUGAAAGGAACGAUCAUUUUAUUUUAGCUGUUGAUAGAAAUAAAAUAGAGCUUGUUCUGGAUAAGGAGCUUGAUCGUGAAAAGUACAAGGAAAUAAAUGUGCUGCUGACAGCUUUAGAUGGAGGAUCUCCUCAGAGAUCAGGUACAGUAGCCAUUCAUGUCUCUGUGCUGGAUGCUAAUGAUAACGCCCCAGUGUUCAGUCAGGAGGUUUAUAAAGCCAGUCUGCCUGAAGACUCUCCUUUAGACACUCUAGUGGUCACAGUUAGUGCAGCUGAUGCUGAUGAGGGACUGAACGGAGAUGUGACUUAUGAUUUUGGUCAUGUGUCUGAUGAGGUCGUGAAAUUGUUUAGUAUCAACAGUAAAACUGGUGAAAUAUGCACCAUUGGUUCUGUUGAUUAUGAAAGUACUUCCUCAUAUGAAAUACGCGUUAAAGCAAAGGAUGGUCUUGGGCUUUCAUCUUAUGCUAAAGUCAUCAUUUCUGUUACUGAUGUGAACGACAACGCCCCUGUCAUUAAUGUGAAGUCACUGACCACUCCCAUACCAGAAGACACCUCACCUGGUACAGAGGUGGGCAUCAUCAACGUGCAGGACAGAGACUCUGAGAAGAACCGACAGGUCCACUGCUCCAUCCAGCAGAACGUUCCUUUUAAGUUGGUUCCUUCUAUCAAAAACUAUUAUUCUGUGGUGACCACAGGACAGCUGGACCGUGAACUAGUGUCUGAUUACAACAUUACAAUCAGUGCCACUGACGAGGGCUCUCCACCUCUGUCCUCCUCUAAAACUGUUCAGUUAUCUGUAGCUGACAUCAACGACAACCCACCUGUGUUUGAGGAGCAGUCCUACAGCGCUUAUGUGAGUGAAAAUAACAAACCUGGCUCCACUUUAUGUUCCGUUAGUGCUCGAGACCCGGACUGGAGACAAAACGGUACCGUGAUUUAUUCUCUGUUACCUGCUGAGGUGAACGGUGUUUCGGUGUCCUCCUAUCUAUCAGUUAACGGAGACACGGGGGUGAUCCACGCUGUCAGGUCGUUUGAUUAUGAACAGCUGAGGAGUUUUAAAGUCCACGUGAUGGCCAGAGACAACGGUUCUCCUCCUCUCAGCAGCAACGUGACCGUGAGUGUGUUCGUAUCAGAUGUGAAUGACAACUCUCCUCAGAUACUGUACCCCGCCCCGGAGGGCAGCUCCUUCAUGACCGAGCUGAUCCCCAAAGCUGCACACGGAGGCUCUCUGGUGUCCAAAGUGAUAGCGGUGGACGCGGACUCUGGACAGAACGCCUGGCUGUCCUAUCAGAUAGUCAGAUCCACUGAUCCGGGACUUUUCACUAUCGGUGUGCACAGCGGAGAGAUCAGGACGCAGCGGGACAUUUCUGAAUCUGACAGCAUGAAACAGAACCUGAUUGUAGCAGUGAAAGAUAACGGACAGCCCUCUCUGUCUGCCACCUGUGCCAUGCAUUUACUGAUUUCUGAUAACUUGGCUGAGGUGCCAGAGCUGAAAGAUAUUUCUUAUGAUGACAAGAACUCCAAACUGACCUCGUAUCUGAUCAUUGCGCUGGUGUGUGUGUCCACCUUCUUCCUGACCUUCAUCAUCAUCGUCCUGGGUGUGAGGUUUUGUCGCAGGAGAAAGCCCAGACUGUUGUUUGAUGGAGCAGUGGCCAUUCCCGGAGCUUAUCUCCCUCCUAAUUACGCAGAUGUUGAUGGAACAGGAACUUUACGCAGCUCCUACAACUAUGACGCCUACCUGACAACAGGAUCUAGAACCAGUGACUUUAAGUUUGUGUCAUCUUACAAUGACAACACGCUGCCUGCUGACCAGACUCUGAAGAAAAGUCCCUCUGAGUUUGCUGAUGUGUUUGGAGACUCUGAUUCUCCCCCUGAGGUAUGACCUGUUUAAGUAUCAUAACAUCACUACAUUUUCUUCAUGAGGUCAUUAUCCAAAUUGCAAAUUACUGUUUUUUUCUGUGACUGAUUGCUACAGCUUGCUAUUAGCUUGGUUCAGGAAAAGCAUUUUAUUCAAGUAAAGUCAGCCAAGUUUAGUGUUUGUUUUUAGUCUUUUGUAUAACUAGAAACUUUUGUCUGAGCCGAUACAACUAAAAGUCAAUUGUAGGUUAUUUAAAUCUUUCUUGUUUUCCUAAUGAAUUUAAUACAAGUCAGGUGGGCUGUAACAUCAUUUGAAAUACAAUUUUAUAUCGGUAUCUGACAUCCCAGACGUUAUCAGUGUGUCCCAGUGCUGGCUUCAUGUUUACAUUUGAUGGCAGUUGAAUUGUUUGGAUCUGUUGUUCAUUGAGUUUGCUAAAUUAAUCCUACUGAGGGUCAGUUUCACUUGGAGGGUUCGUUCACCGGUUUUAUGUUGGAACUAGUUAUCAACCACACACGGUCUUAUGUAGUUUUCUUUUGCUUCCAAUUAUUGACCAAAGCUUGUUGUAUCUAUGUGUUUUUUAUUGUUACUGCUGGUCCACCUAAUUCAGGCUGUUACAGAAUACAAUGCUGAAAGCUUGAGGAACAGCCAGUUUAAACACAAGUUUAAAGUUUGACAGCAAUAUUAACCUUCUUUUUAUCAGUUAAUUCACCCGGGCAUCAACAUAACAUGACCUAAUCCAUUGUUUAGUUCUUUUCUUACACAGUUUAGUAAAAAUUAUUUAUUGACCUUACAUGUUUCAGCUAGUAGCAAUGGUAGCAUCACUUCCUUUUAUCCACGGGCAGCAGAGGACAGUGUCGCCUUCUACUGCCUGCGUCCUUGCUGAUGACACGGUCCCAAGCGUGAUCCAAUGUGUGUUCCAUCGUCUCUGUCCAUGGUCCUGUGCGAACGCCUCCUUAUCUCUAUUGCUUCUUUGAUCCAUCUUUUAUAUUUUGGUUGUUCUGUGUUUAUGAUCCGUGUGCCGCCCCAGUCCAUUGUGCGGUUUUCCCUUGUGCAGUGGUCUGUUACAGCUGAUUUCUUUAUUGUACUUUCUGCUUCUUGUUUGGCUGCUCUUGUGUGCCUUUGACUUAUUUCCCUCUCGCACUCCCUACUGUUGAUAUCUUAUCUUUUCGGUAUACUAUUCUAUCUUUGACUGUCACGUAUGGUUUUGUUGCUGUGUUGAUAUUGUUUUUUCAUUGUUGUUAUUAUUUUUUUCUCUUACGUAGUUGAUAUAUGGAAGGGUUAUUACUGGUUUUGGUUCUAGUCUUUCUGUGUUUCUGGUUCUUUCUGUUGUUUUUUUUUUUUUCUUUUCUAUUGUACUUCGUAGUUUUCCUUUUUUAAUUGCCCAUGUUGGGCAUCGGCAGGUUUUUGAUGUGCUUUGUAUGUGUCGGUCCUCCAGUUUGGAAUCUUGUUCUUCUUUUUUUUAUAUUUGCUUUGUGGUAUAAUGUUCUGAUAACUGACAUUUUAUGCAUCACGGUACGUUCUGAUGUCCUUCUGAGGACGGCUAGAUCUACUAGCUAACAUGUCAGGUAAAUAAAUUUUUUUUUACUAAAAUGUGUAAGAAAAAAACUAAAAAAUGGAUUACGGACAAAAACACAACAUGAUCUCAUUUGAUAGAACAAAGAGUAAUCUCUUAACUAAUGGUCAAGUUUUUCAAUAUACCAACACCUUCCGCGUCUGUCCCCACUUCAUCUGAGACAGCAGUAGCUCAGGAGGAAGAGCAGGCUGUUCAGUAAUUGGAAGAUUGCUGGUGCAAUGCUGGAUCUUGCCAGAGAAUACUGCUGUUCUGUCCUUGGGCAAGACACCUAACCCGCCUUACCUGCUGGAGGUGCUCAGAGGGACCGGUGGCGCCAGCGUUCGGCAGGCAUCGCCUCUGAGGGCAGCUGUGGCUACAUUGUAGCUCCUCCCCACCAGCAUGUGAAUGUGUGUGAAUGGGUGAAUGACUGAUUGUGUUGUAAAGUGCCUUGGGGGGUUGUUGAUCAAUAAGAAGGCACUGUAUAAUAAAUACAGGCCAUUAAACAAGGUGACCAUCAAUUAUAACCAAGAACUUCAUUUGCAGCAAAUGCAAUUUGGGUACAUGUGCAUUUGUCAGAUGGACACACACACAGAGUCUUCACUAGUACCAUGUAGACGCACACCUAUCUGGAAUAAUCCUGACAUUUUGCAAAACAACAAAAUGAUGAACCUUCCGGACUGGAAAAAUAAAGGAAUCCUAUACCUGGAACACAUAUAUGAAGGAUUGGACUUCAUCCCAUUUAAUCAAAUAGUCUCCCAAUUUGGAAUGGAUAAGAAUAGCUUUUUAGAAUAUCACCAAAUUAAAUCUGUAGUCAAACAAAAAUUUAAGCUCAAUAAAAUAGAAUUACAAACACCACCAAGGGUAUUAGACUUUUAUAAUCUCAAACCCCCACAAACUACUGUCUAAAGUAUAUAAGACACUGUCAGAAAUAGACGAUAAAAUUGCAAUCCCUAUUGAAUAAUGGGAGGUGGAUCUAUCAGUUAGCUUUGACCAGAACUUCUGGUCCCAAACUUGUUUAAAAACUUUUAAAAUGAUCAGACACCCCAAUUUACAAUUAAUUCAGUACAAAAU
Molecule: messenger RNA, 6355 nt
Organism: Nothobranchius furzeri (turquoise killifish)
Lineage: Eukaryota; Metazoa; Chordata; Actinopteri; Cyprinodontiformes; Nothobranchiidae
Source: RefSeq, a predicted model, not a curated record